Paramecium octaurelia is the source of this 755-nucleotide messenger RNA. NCBI's taxonomy places the organism in Eukaryota, Ciliophora, Oligohymenophorea, Peniculida, Parameciidae. The record is from the annotation of a GenBank genome assembly.
CUUUUAUUAUGACCAAGUCAGAAGAUGUCGAAGAGCAACAAAAACAAUCCAGAAAAUACUAAAAGAUUAAUAAAGAGGAAAGGAGAGUGGUACUAGAAUUGCUUAUCAAAGACAAACUAUCCCUUUAAGAGGUAUGAAUUUGCUAAAAUUAUCAACAACUCCUACUAAUAUAUAUGAUAUUUAAACAUAAUUCAAUAUAGGUAGCAAAUAAACUAAAACUAAAAUACUGUACAGUUCGCACAAUUCAAAAAGCAUUCGAAAAAGAUGGUCGUGUAGGGAAAAAGGAAACAAGAAAGAAGAAGCUGAAGGUUUAGAAUAUCCUGAAGAUAUCGAUAGUAAAUCCAUUCACAUUUUAAUUAUCACAACCUAUUGUAUCAUCUGAAGUUAGCUAAGUAAAUUUAAAUAUUAUUAUAUAGAUAUAUAUGGAUAAGCAACCCACAGAUGAGGACUAAGUAAUUCUGGCAAAAGAAUAACGUUCUCUUCUUCAAUCGUAAUGCUAGAAACUAUAUCUCAUAUUAACUUAAUAAUUCUAAAAAGCUCUUGAAAAUUCAAAUCCACUUUAUUAGACUACUCUCCAAAAUUUAUUGUGGGCAGCACAAUUAGUAAUAAGGUAACUUCUAGAAGUUAAGCAAUAAAUCAAUGUAAAACAAGAGCAUGAACCUCCUUCUCCAAAUCAAACUUAAUAUCCAUUUCCUAUCUAACAUAAUCUAUAUUAAUCCUAAUGCGGCUUUGUAUUACCAAGAAUCAAUACUUGA